Pezoporus flaviventris is the source of this 922-nucleotide messenger RNA. RefSeq names its product BCDIN3 domain containing RNA methyltransferase (gene BCDIN3D). Gene Ontology annotation, molecular function: RNA methyltransferase activity; O-methyltransferase activity. NCBI's taxonomy places the organism in Eukaryota, Metazoa, Chordata, Aves, Psittaciformes, Psittacidae. The record is from RefSeq and is a predicted model, not a curated record. Gene Ontology annotation, biological process: negative regulation of pre-miRNA processing; miRNA metabolic process. Bases 6 to 830 code for a protein of 274 amino acids. Gene Ontology annotation, cellular component: cytoplasm. The transcript has 2 exons.
CGAAGAUGGCGGCGCCCAUAGGCGAGGGCUCUCCCGGCCCGGAGCCCGGCGCUGCUCCCUACGGCAACUUCCCCAACUACUCCCGGUUCCACCCGCCCGAGGGCCGCGUCCGCCUCCUGCCCCGCGGCCUCCUGCGGAGCCUCUUCCCCGCGCCCAAGCGCCCGCUGCUGGGGCUCGAUGUGGGCUGCAACUCGGGGGAGCUAAGUGUGGCUCUGUACAGGCAUCUCCUGGGCCUUCAGGAGAGCAAAGGCAGCCUGGAGGAGUCUGCAGCUGGGAAGGAGCUGAACCUGCUGUGCUGUGACAUUGACCCUGUGCUGAUCGAGAGGGCUCAGCAGAGCAGCCCCUUUCCUGCCUCCAUAUCCUUUGCCAAGCUGGACAUCAUGGACUCCAGCACCAGGGACUCAUUCCUGAGCUCCUACCUGGCCCGGUUUGGCCGCUCCACCUUUGACAUUGGUUUUUGCAUGUCCGUGACCAUGUGGAUCCACCUGAAUCAUGGCGACAGGGGCCUGGUGGAGUUCCUGGCCUUCCUCUCCUCCGUGUGCACGUACCUGCUGAUGGAGCCCCAGCCCUGGAAGUGCUACAGGGCGGCCGCCCGGCGCCUGCGCAGGCUGGGCCGCAGCGACUUUGACCACUUCCGAGCCCUUGCCAUCAACGGGGACAUGGUGGAGAGGAUCACCCAGAUCCUGACCAAGGACUGCGCCAUGGAGCUGGUCUGCUGCUUCGGGAGCACCUCCUGGGACAGAAGCCUCUUGCUUUUUAAAUCGAGUGCCUCAGAUCCUGAGGGCAGAGGUCCUGGUCUGAAGAAGGAGGCUCUGGAGCAGGAGCAGUGACUGUAAAUGGCCUCUCACAUGGAUGAAUUCAUAGGCAAGGAGGUGCUUGCUGUUCACAGAGGCAGGUCUAGGACUUCCUUAAAUCCCUAAUG